AUGCAGGUUUGCUUGAUUUACGUGGGCGGGAACGACGACAAGGAGGCAAAGGCAUUAGCAGAACACAUGAGAGGUAACCAACAGGCGAGUCUAACGGUAUUGCGUCUGAUCGCUAUGUCUCAUCCCGACGAAAGCACGGUGUGGAGUCAAAGCCAAACAGUAGACAUGAACCGCUAUGAAGAAAAGCCUCGAGAUAAAUCCGUCACGUACAUUGAUAUGAUGGUGGCAGAUGGCAGAGAGACUUCCAAGAUUCUGCACUCCGUGGCUUACGACUAUGAUCUGUUUCUAGUCGGGAGAAGCAGCGGGAUAGGUACCGCGGUGACCAAAGGACUCGGGGAUUGGAUGGAAUUCGAAGAACUUGGAGUCAUUGGAGAUUUGUUAGCAUCUGAAUAUUAUCCUUCUAGAGCAUCCGUGUUGAUCGUCCAACAACAAGAAUGA
Molecule: messenger RNA, 438 nt
Organism: Arabis nemorensis
Lineage: Eukaryota; Viridiplantae; Streptophyta; Magnoliopsida; Brassicales; Brassicaceae
Source: the annotation of a GenBank genome assembly